UGAGGGAGCCGCGCCAUGGAGCGCGCUCCGGGAGACGGCUCCAGUCCCAGUCCCGUGGAGCCCCCCGCGGCCCCUCCGGACCGGCCCCCCGCAGCCGGCGGCGAGGGCGAGCCCCGAGACCCACCCGCGGGCGGCCCCGGCGCGGCGGGCGAGGCCCUGGCGGUGCUGGGCGCGUUCGGGCGGCGGCUGCUGGUGCUCGUGCCCGUGUACCUGGCCGGCGCGGCGGGGCUGAGCGUGGGCUUCGUGCUCUUCGGCCUCGCGCUCUACCUGGGCUGGCGCCGGGUGCGGGACGCCAAGGCGCGGAGCCUCCGCGUGGCGCGGCUGCUGCUGGACGACGAGGAGCGCCACACGGCCGAGACGCUCUACCUCAGCCAGCGCGAGCUGCCGGCCUGGGUCAGCUUCCCGGAUGUGGAAAAGGCGGAAUGGCUGAAUAAGAUUGUGGCCCAGGUCUGGCCUUUCCUUGGCCAGUAUAUGGAGAAGCUUUUGGCUGAAACUGUAGCCCCCGCUGUUCGAGGAUCUAACCCCCAUCUACAGACAUUUACAUUUACACGAGUGGAGCUGGGUGAAAAGCCAUUGCGGAUUCUAGGAGUCAAGGUUCACACAGGUCAGAACAAAAAACAGAUCCUGCUAGACUUGAACAUCAGCUAUGUAGGUGACAUCCAGAUUGAUGUGGAAGUGAAGAAAUAUUUCUGUAAAGCAGGACUCAAAGGCAUGCAGCUCCACGGUGUCUUGCGGGUGAUUCUAGAGCCGCUCAUUGGAGACAUUCCUAUUGUGGGAGCUGUGUCCAUGUUCUUUAUCAGACGCCCGACCCUCGAUAUCAACUGGACAGGGAUGACCAACCUGCUGGAUAUCCCAGGCCUCAGCUCACUCUCUGACACCAUGAUCAUGGACUCCAUCGCUGCCUUCCUUGUGUUGCCCAACCGAUUAUUGGUGCCUCUUGUGCCUGACCUUCAAGAUGUGGCCCAGUUGCGUUCCCCUCUUCCUAGGGGCAUUAUCCGGAUCCACUUGCUGGCUGCUCGAGGACUGAGCUCUAAGGACAAAUAUGUGAAGGGCUUGAUUGAGGGCAAGUCCGACCCCUAUGCCCUUGUGCGAGUGGGCACCCAGACAUUCUGCAGCCGUGUCAUUGAUGAGGAUCUUAACCCCCAGUGGGGUGAGACUUACGAGGUGAUGGUCCAUGAGGUCCCCGGACAGGAGAUUGAGGUGGAGGUAUUUGACAAGGAUCCAGACAAAGAUGAUUUUCUGGGCAGAAUGAAGCUGGAUGUAGGGAAGGUGUUAGAAGCUGGAGUUUUGGAUGAUUGGUUUCCUCUACAGGGUGGGCAAGGUCAAGUUCACUUAAGGUUAGAAUGGCUGUCGCUUUUGCCAAGUGCAGAUAAAUUGGAGCAGGUUCUCCAAUGGAAUCGAGGCGUCUCCUCCAAACCUGAGCCCCCGUCAGCUGCCAUCUUAGUUGUGUAUUUGGACCGAGCCCAGGACCUUCCUCUAAAGAAGGGGAGCAAGGAGCCCAAUCCCAUGGUGCAACUGUCCGUUCAGGAUGUGACCCGGGAGAGCAAGGCUGUCUACAACACCAACAGCCCGGUGUGGGAGGAAGCCUUCCGCUUCUUCCUGCAGAACCCUCAAAGCCAGGAGCUUGAUGUCCAGGUGAAGGAUGACUCCAGGGCUCUGACUUUAGGGGCGCUGACCCUGCCCCUGGCUCGCCUGCUCACAGCCCCAGAACUCACCCUGGACCAGUGGUUCCAGCUCAGCAACUCUGGCUCAAACUCCAGGCUUUACAUGAAACUGGUUAUGAGGGUCCUGUACUUGGAUUCCUCUGAAGUUUGCUUCCCCACUAUGCCUGGUACUGGGGACCUAGACAGCCAGAGCACCCAGAUAGGCAGCAGUGUGGAUGCUCCACCUCGACCCUGUCACACUACCCCCGACUCUUACUUUGGAAAUGAGAAUGUGCUUCGGAUUCACGUCUUAGAAGCCCAGGACCUGAUUGCUAAAGACCGUUUCUUGGGAGGGCUAGUGAAGGGCAAGUCAGAUCCCUACGUGAAACUCAAGCUGGCUGGACGAAGCUUCCGGAGCCGUGUCGUUCGGGAAGAUCUCAACCCCCGCUGGAAUGAGGUUUUUGAGGUGAUCGUCACAUCAAUCCCAGGCCAAGAACUAGAAGUGGAGGUUUUUGACAAGGACCUGGACAAAGAUGACUUUCUGGGCAGGUGUAAAGUGAGUCUCACCGCAGUACUCAACAGUGGCUUUCUUGAUGAGUGGCUGACUCUGGGGGAUGUGCCAUCAGGCCGCCUGCACUUGCGUCUGGAGCGUCUGACCCCACGUCCUAUUGCGGCUGAAUUAGAGGAGGUGCUGCAGGUAAACAGUCUGAUCCAGACGCAGAAGAGCGCAGAGCUGGCGGCUGCACUUCUCUCUGUGUACCUGGAGAGAGCCGAGGACCUGCCGCUCCGUAAAGGAACGAAGCCCCCCAACUCUUAUGCUACUCUCACUGUGGGAGAUACAACUCAUAAAACCAAGACCGUUUCCCAGAGUGCAGCGCCCAUCUGGGAUGAGAGUGCCUCUUUCCUCAUCAGGAAACCCAGCUCGGAGAAUCUGGAGUUGCAGAUCCGGGGUGAGGGAUCCGGGGCGCUGGGCUCAUUCUCCCUGCCCCUCACGGAGCUACUCGCAGCCGACCAGCUCUGCUUGGAUCGAUGGUUUACUCUCAACAAUGGUCAAGGACAGGUGCUGCUGAGGGCACAGCUGGGGAUCCUGGUGUCCCAGCACUCUGGCGUGGAAGCCCACAGCCACACCUAUAGCCACAGCUCCUCCUCUCUGAGUGAAGAACCAGAGCUCUGGGCCGGGAUGUCUCACACCACCUCCUCAGCCCCAGAGCUGAGGCAGCGCCUGACACACGGUGACAGUCCCUCGGAGGCUCCAGCGGGCCCCCUGGGCCAGGUGAAACUGACCGUGUGGUACUACAGCGAGGAGCGCAAGCUGGUCAGCAUCGUGCACAGCUGCCGCACCCUUCGGCAGAAUGGACGGGACCUCCCAGACCCCUACGUGUCACUCUUACUCCUGCCAGACAAGAACCGGGGCACCAAGAGGAAGACCUCACAGAAGAAGAGGACCCUCAACCCUGAAUUCAGUGAGCGGUUUGAGUGGGAGCUGGCCCUGGAUGAGGCCCUGCGGAGAAAGCUGGACGUGUCUGUGAAGUCCAACUCCUCCUUCAUGUCAAGAGAGCGGGAAGUGCUGGGGAAGGUGCAGCUGGAUCUGGCCGAGAUAGACCUCUCCCAGGGCGCCGCCCAGUGGUACGACCUCAUGGAUGACAAGGACAAGGGCAGCACCUAGGAGUGGGGAUCCACACAAACAUAGGCAGGAGUUGUGAGAAAGGGCACAGCAGGAGUGUAUUUCAAUCCUUUCUUAAAGAAAAGGCAAUA
This is a messenger RNA of Suncus etruscus (white-toothed pygmy shrew), 3398 nucleotides long. It is a transcript of the gene ESYT1, whose product is annotated as extended synaptotagmin 1. Gene Ontology annotation, molecular function: lipid binding. NCBI's taxonomy places the organism in Eukaryota, Metazoa, Chordata, Mammalia, Eulipotyphla, Soricidae. Bases 16 to 3309 code for a protein of 1097 amino acids. Gene Ontology annotation, biological process: lipid transport. The record is from RefSeq and is a predicted model, not a curated record. The transcript has 32 exons.